AUGAGCAGCUGCAACGGUGCAAAGUGUGAUUUAAUUACGCUACCAAUGCCAUUCCCUCCAAUCUAUGACUUUCCGCCGCUAUAUACUCGGCAGCCUAAUUCGCUUAUACGUAAACAGCAGUUAGAGACGUGGGUGAAUAUAUUGAUUCAGCAUGCUAGAGAGAAUAAAGGUUGGUUGAUCUCACAUGAUGGAAAACUUUUGGAGCCGAAGCAGGACCAUAGUUUGUUUGUAAAUGAAAACAUUCAGAGACAGGUUCCAGAUCCCUUCAUCGAUGAAAUCUGGGUGUAUGCCCUUCAAAAGGGAACUGUCCUAAAACACACUAAUGAUAGCUUUUACAUCUUGUGGAAGUCCUUAGAUUCCUGGAGUUCUCUUUUAUUACAGUGGUUCGAAACCACUGGAAAACUAAAUCAAGUGGUAACGAUAUAUGAAAUAGUUUCAGGCGAUGAUUCUUCUGCUUGGGAGUUUUAUAGCAUGAACGAACAAAUUUGUGAGCUCGCAUUAAGUAAGUUGGUAGAUAGAGGUAGAGCUACGAUGAUUACCAACGAUGGUAAAGUGGUUGCCGUUAAGGUAGUAUAG
Eremothecium cymbalariae DBVPG#7215 is the source of this 576-nucleotide messenger RNA. RefSeq names its product ESCRT-II subunit protein VPS25 (gene VPS25). Gene Ontology annotation, molecular function: protein homodimerization activity; structural molecule activity. Gene Ontology annotation, cellular component: ESCRT II complex. Lineage: Eukaryota; Fungi; Ascomycota; Saccharomycetes; Saccharomycetales; Saccharomycetaceae. The record is from RefSeq and is a predicted model, not a curated record. The transcript has a single exon. Gene Ontology annotation, biological process: protein transport to vacuole involved in ubiquitin-dependent protein catabolic process via the multivesicular body sorting pathway. The coding region runs from base 1 to 576 and encodes 191 amino acids.